Messenger RNA from Chara braunii, 5318 nucleotides. The record is from the annotation of a GenBank genome assembly. NCBI's taxonomy places the organism in Eukaryota, Viridiplantae, Streptophyta, Charophyceae, Charales, Characeae.
GUGUGCGCUGUUGCUGCUGUUCGUUUUGCUGCUCAACGCGGGCUAUCGGGAGGCACGAGCGGCUCUGGCCUCAGCUCGGGGUUCGGCGGCGGGUUUUUCUUCAUCUACGGCUCUGCGCUCAGCUCGGAACGAAGCCUUCUCUCGUCCAUGGCGGCGGGUUUCUCUUCAUCUUCGUCUUUUUCGCGCCGUUUUUGUCUCCUGCUGUCCGCGGCUGUCGAGAGAAGCUGCCCUUCUGCUUGCCAUCGCAACGGCGCCGCAUCGGCGACCUCCUUUCUAGCGGUCUGUGACUGAAAAGCAGACAAGGAGGAGGGGGGGGGCGGGGCGGCAUUAUCUUGUAUCGCUGCACGCAGCGCCGAGCAGGAGAAGGAGGCAAGAUCGCUUGUCGUUGUGGCUAUUCUUUCGCGAUUCUAUCUGCUGACCGGGCGGCUGGCUGGAAUUGAGGUAAGCAGCAGAGUGUGGGCGAGCUGCCAGCCAUCGCUGUCCUUGUGAGUGGGUCCUUGAGACGGUAAACGAUGGGUGCACGGGACGAAGAAGAGUAUGACGAGGAAGAGGAGGCUGGGGGGGAGGGGGGCGAAGAUGAGGGCGCCGCAGCAGAGGAGGCGGAGGAGGAAGAGGAGGAAGAAGAGCAGGAAGAGUUAGAAGAGGAGGAAGAAGAAGAAGAGGAGGAAGAAGAGGAGGAAGAGGAGCGAAAAAGAGGCAGUCGUCGCAAGCGCCCAAGGAGGUCGAGCUUCAUUGAUGAGGCGGCUAUCGAAGAUUCAGAGGAAGAUGAGGAAGAGGCCCCAAGGAAGCGCCGGCAUGGGGUUUCCCGUCUGUUCGACGACGCUGCAGACGUUGCAGACGACGACGAAGAAGAGGAAAACGACGGCGACGAGGAAGAGCUGGAAGAUAUAGGUGCAGAGCUUGUCGAAGAGGAUGAGAGGCCCGUGCAGCACAGAACUCACUAUUUCCCGAAUGAUGAAGAGAUAAGGGAGGAAGACUGGUUAGAGUAUAUCAAUAACAAGUACGAGAGAAGACCUGAAGAUGAGAUUGAAGAUAACGAGGCGACGGAAGUCGAGCAACAAGGACUUCUCCCGUCCGUUAGGGAUCCGAAGCUAUGGAUGGUCCCCUGUAAGCAAAAUCACGAGCGCGAAGCGGUCAUAUGCUUGAUGCAGAAAUGGAUAGACAAGGAGGGGACUCCAGAUCCUUUGCUUAUCAAAUCUGCUAUAGCUUUAGAUCAUUUAAAGGGUUUUGUGUACGUCGAGGCGGAGAAGGAAGCACAUGUGAAAGCGGCAUGUAAAGGUUUGCGGUCGCUCUACUCCUGGAAAGUAACGCUUGUUCCGAUCAAGGAGAUGACUGAUGUUGUGAAGGUCGAGAAAAAGGUGGAAGAUAUUGGUAUUGGCACGUGGGUCCGAGUGAAGAACGGUAUAUACAAGGGAGAUCUCGGCCAGAUUGCCGAUAUCGAUACGGUAAAGCAGCAAGCGACUAUCAAGCUUAUUCCUCGGCUGGAUCUGCAGGCGUUAGCCUCUCGUCUUGGACCUGAUGAUCGGGAUGACACGAAAAAGAAGCGUGGCAGACCCCCUGCGCGGUUCUUCAGCAUAUACGAAGCCAAAGAGCUGAACAUUCCUGUUGACAAGGUCCCAGAUAGAAUCACGCGGGAGCUUUACGAUGUGAUCAAUGGAUGGCGAUUCAAGGAUGGGUAUCAUCACAAGACCGUGUCCUUGAAGACGAUUGACGCAAAAAUGAUCGAACCAACUCUAGACGAGUUGCAGAAAUUCAACAAACCGCGAGCAGAUGACGAUGGAGACGAUGAACUGGCCAGGAUGAUUCCAAUGACGUCGUCAAAAAAGAAGGCCGCGUUUGCGAAGGGCGACAAGGUGGUGGUUUUGUCCGGAGAUCUGAAAAAUUUGAAGGGAGUGGUGGAGAGGGUGGAUGAAGAAAUGGUCACGGUCCUCCCGGUUCAUAAAGACUUGAAGGACAGUCUCACAUUCCGAGAUGCAGAGUUGCGCAAGUAUUUUAAGACUGGAGACCAUGUGAAAGUGACGGCUGGAGAGAACGAGGGUGCAACUGGCAUGAUCGUGCGGGUUGCUGAUCCAGUUAUCUACUUGAUAAGAGACAUAACUCAGGAAGAGGUCAAGGUCUUUGCGAGGGACAUUGUUGCAACAGCGGAGGUGACCUCAGGCAUAACAACAUUUGGGGAGUACGAGCUGCACGACCUGGUUAUGCUAGACCAGCUGAAUUUUGGAGUGAUUGUCAAAGUCGAGAAAGAUGUGUGUCAGGUCCUUAUAGGCAUUCCGGAAAGGCAGCAGGUGCGGACAGUCAGGAUCCAACAGAUCAAGAGGAAAAUCAUGGAUAGGAAUAGCACUGCCCAGGAUACAGAGAUGAACAGCGUGCACCUGAAAGACAUUGUUAGAGUUUUGGAGGGGCCCUUCAAGGGACGGACUGGACCAGUGCAUCACAUCAACAAGGGCCUGCUCUUUAUUCUGAGUAGGGACACUCUCGAAUGCGGAGGAUUCAUAUGUGCAAGGUCUCGAAAUUGCAGAGCUCUUGGUGGAACACGGAUGAACGAAUUUAAGAGGACGGGACCACCGUCUGCUUUCAACCGAGAUUUUGGCAGAGAUUAUCUCCGGUCCCCUGCCCACUAUUUGCAAUCACCAAGACGGUCGUCGUCGCCUGGCGGCCGUGGAAUGGGUAUGAAUGGUUUCCAGGGGUUACCGCCUGGCCCCCGAGGCGGUGGUAGAAACGAGUCGUUGGUGGGACGUUCAGUCAAAAUUCGGGCAGGACCAUUCAAGGGCUACAGAGGCCGGGUUUUGACGGUGUCUGACACGGAUGUCCGCAUGGAGUUGGAGUCUCAAAUGAAAGUUAUCUCUGUUCGUCGUGAUCAGCUGGCACCUGUGGAGACGCCAGCCAUGCCAAUAAGAGAUGUGCGGUAUGGAGUUGGAAGUGAGACACCAAUUCAUCCGUCAAGAACGCCAUUGCAUCCAAGCUAUUCAACUCCUUCCCGUGACCCGACAGCUACACCAAUCCAUGAAGGUAUGAGGACUCCAAUGCGGGAGAAAGCAUGGAACCCGCACCAAGUCAUGACUCCAUUGAGGGACAACGGAUGGGGUGAUGACUCAAGCGAUCGUGAUUGGGACCGACACAGCUCAGGUUAUGGAGGUGGAUUCCGGUCGUUUGCAGAUGGCAGCAGCACUCCUCAAAGGGAAACAAAUCCCGGGACUCCAGCUGGAAGGGCCUAUGAUGCCCCCACUCCUGGCAGUGGUUGGGGAUCUGCUGGCAGCUAUAAUGACCGCAGUGAUGGUUAUGGCAGUGCGUCAUAUGGAGCAGCUCCAAGUCCUUAUCGGACACCCGGUACACCUAGUCAGCCGGUCACUCCUGGUGGAUCGUCACCGUAUAUCCCGGGCACACCAAGUGGCAACCCGAUGACGCCUGGAACAAGCCUAGAAGCACCUUCCCCUGCUCCAGGUGGUUCUAGCCAAGACGGUGAGAGCUCCUGGGUGCUUCCAGAUGUUGCGGUCACUGUCCAGAGAGGAGGCUCUUUGUUCACAGGCGUUGUCCAUGAAAUCUUAUCUGAUGGUAAGUUCCGGGUUGCCGUGGGCAGUGCAGCGGACGGAGAGACAAUAGUGGCGAACCGGUCUGAGGUAGAGCUGGUUGUUCCAAGGCGAAAUGAGAAGAUCAAGAUCCUGCAGGGAGAGUUCCGGAACACAACAGGCAAACUGAUAGGAAUCGAUGGACCGGAAGGAAUUGUGAAAAUGGAUGAUAACUUGGAUAUACGGAUUCUUCCGAUGAACUUCAUUGGCCGUAUUGCGUAAUUGUACUAACUAAACACUGAUUCUUGUACACACCCACCACUGACUAACCAACCUUAUGAUAGGGGUUAAUUUUCUUUAUUCUUGAGGUAGGUAGAUGGAUGACCUGUUCUGAAUUAAGAUUGCAGGUGCUUUGCGAGGAGGAUGUUGCCCUUCUUGUCAGCUGGCGUUCGGGAAGUUGGAUUGUGCUAGCAAACACUCGAGAGAGAGAGAGAGAGAGAGAGAGAGAGAGAGAGAGAGAGAGAAUUGUGCUUGGAAAACGGAGCCUUGUAGCGAGCCUGAAGGACAAGGCGUGGAAGUGCAUUUCUGGCUGUGGAAGCCCUUUGUGAGGACUUUGCGAUCUUUCCUCCCCUGGGAACAAAGGGAUUUAAUGAUGAUAGCCAAGAUGCACUUGGCAUUGGCAAGCGGUGGGGCUGUCGUAGUUUCGUGGAAUCGGGGUCGGAGGGCUGGGAUGCAUUUGAGAGUCGUUGAGCUGCCAUGGUCUCCAGAUGGUGUGGGACUGUGUCAUUGGGCGGUGGGCGCCGUGUGGGAGGUGGGAGGGACUGUGUCAUUGGGGAUUGUGUGGGAGGUGGGAGGAGGAGAUGAAGGCGAAAUCGUUAGAGGUGGCGCCACGAUGUGGGGAUUAGGCAGAGGGGUGCAGCCAGGUAUUUACUAUGGAGGCACUAUCGAGGUACUAUCGAUGGAGUGUCAUUGGGCGUUGCUGGGUGGUUUCGGCCCUGCGUGGACCUGUGAGAGUGGGUCAUAUAGCGGUCAUGGCUCUUGCUAUUCGCUGCUGCGACUGACCAGCAGUUUGGCUUUGCUGGGCACAACUGGGCACAAUUUUGCAUUUAGGAUCAACGAUGGCCCUUCCCCUUGUGAAAAGAAAUAUGGGUCUUGUACAGUUUCUCCAGAAACAUUUAUUUGGAGAGAAAUGUGUUCCUGGAGUUUUUCCAGUUUCUGAAGAUUUGGAGUUCGAAGAUUCUGAAGUCGUCUCUGGCGGUUCUCUUGUGAACAAGGAUAGGUUCAUGCUCUGUUUUAUCGACCGCUGUGUAAACCGUGCUCGUAUCGACUUGAAAGCCACAACAGUGAGUACCUUAUGUGUUCACGUUUGGGUGUGUCUUAUCUGUUCACGACAGGGAGUGUCCUAUCAUCUGCAAUGUGUGUUUAUUUGUUUAUUUCUUGAUCGCAAGAGCGGUUCAUUUAAACGUCUGAAGAGUUUGGAGGGGACUACAAUGGCUGGUGAAGAUGCAGUUUCCAUUUGUUGCUUUCGUUUUCUCCCGUUUCUGCUACAGACGCUCUGUUGUGCCUUUGUGCCUUUAGCUGACGUACUGUUUUUCUAGUUCGUGCAGGUGCAGUGCAGUCUUUGUAUUCAUGGUUUUGAGGUGAUUGUAAAUUGUCUGGCUGCAUUGGGCAGCUGGUUCGUUGAUUAGUGGAUUGCAGGACCAGUGCGGCGGUUAUUUUUUUAAUCAUUUUUGGCACUUGUCGCGGAAGGUGGACAUGUGUUCUCUGGUGAUGUCAACACAAGGUCGUCAAAAACAAAUCCCCCAUUGGCCU